Fusarium pseudograminearum CS3096 is the source of this 810-nucleotide messenger RNA. RefSeq lists its product as uncharacterized. The coding region runs from base 1 to 810 and encodes 269 amino acids. The record is from RefSeq and is a predicted model, not a curated record. The transcript has a single exon. NCBI's taxonomy places the organism in Eukaryota, Fungi, Ascomycota, Sordariomycetes, Hypocreales, Nectriaceae.
AUGAAGCUCUACCCUUCCAUUUCCGAGGACCUGGCCGCCUGGGUGCAGCAGCAGCCUGUCUUCUUUACCGGCUCAGCUCCUACCCAUGGCUCUCAUAUCAACGUCUCUCCCAAGGGCCUCACAGACUCGCACUUCGCCAUCCUGGGGCCCAACCAGUGUGCCUACAUCGACCGCACUGGCUCUGGGUGUGAGACUAUUGCCCAUUCAUAUGAUAACGGCCGCCUGUGUUUAAUGUUUAUGAGUUUCGGCCCCGCACCUCGAAUUGUUCGUUUCUUCUGUCGGUCCAAAAUUGUUGAAUGGGAUGACCCAGCCUUCCCCGAUUUGGUCCGACGCAUCUCCAAGGGAAAACGAUCUACAUUCGACGGUGCCAGGGCCGUCAUUGUGGCGGAUGUGUUUGAAGCCCAGACAAGCUGCGGCUUUGGUGUUCCCCGGGUGAAGAGGGGUAUUUAUGCACCCGACGAGACCUUAAAGGGCUUGUCUCUCGAUCAAGUCCUUCAAGAGGGUGUGGAUGGUGAAGUCAAUGAACUAGCUGUGUUUGAGGCGCGGCCCACCAUGGAUAUGUGGGUGGGAAAGCGAGUUGAAAAUAAUACGUUGUUGGACUAUCACAAGGAAACCAAUGUGCUGAGCAUGGACGGUUUACCUGGUCUCAAAGCCGCUCGCCGGAGCGUGGGAGAGACGUUGUGGUUUACAGACGCAAAAGCACAUGUCAAGAAGGUUUUGGUUCAAAGCGAAGCGGUUGCAGUUGGAUUUGUUCUAGCAGUGUUGUUGUACGCUGUCAUGGUUUUUAUGGGAGCGAUUUCAGCGACAUAG